Messenger RNA from Brassica napus (rape), 2865 nucleotides. RefSeq names its product meiosis-specific protein ASY2-like. NCBI's taxonomy places the organism in Eukaryota, Viridiplantae, Streptophyta, Magnoliopsida, Brassicales, Brassicaceae. The transcript is spliced from 5 exons. Bases 1 to 2865 code for a protein of 954 amino acids. The record is from RefSeq and is a predicted model, not a curated record.
AUGUCGUCGGGUCAGAGGCUAUCGAAGCAGCAUAAGGGAAAGGCAGUCGCAGCGACGUCGAAUCCGACAAGGAAUUCCGACGGGGGUCGUGUCGGAGAUCCGGAGGCGAUUCAUCGCGCGGCGAUGAUGGACACGGCGAAUCUAUCUCGUUCUCAGCGACUUCUGGUUGCGGAUGCUGCGAGACUCGCGAGAGAAGGAAGCCAGAACGUCGUUGCGAGGGAUGCAAUGGAAUGUUCGAGAGACGGGCAGAGCGGGGCGAUGCCUGUUGACUCGGUCACCCUGAGAGCUCGAUCUGCGGAGGGCGGUCCCUCGGAGGACGAUGAUUCUGAGGCAGAGUUCUUCCCGACUACCUUUUACCCUGACGGAAUUUUCGAAGAGCUUCCUCAACUCCAUCACGACUUAUUGCGUCCUGCCUUCUUGGCCGGUCAGGACUGGGAGGGCGUAAAGAAGACGAAGUCGACUCCUGGAAGUGUGAAGAGGGUUCUUCGGGCUGCGGGUGCCGUAGGCGUGACCUUCCUUGUGCCUACGGAAGCGCAGAGACCCUGGUCUCCUCCGAUGGGGUACCAGACGGUGCACGAAUCCUAUUUUCAGGAAAACACUCGUUGCUGGUUCCCCAUCCCACGACUGAUCACAUCAUACGCCAGACGUCGAGAUCUCGCGAUCAGUCAGCUGUUGAAUGGCUCGCUGCGACUAGCGGUCACUUUAUCGGUUUUGGAGGAGCAGAUCGAUAUGCCGAUGAGCGUUAGGUUGUUCGAGGAGAUGACCUCGAUAACCGAUAUGAAGGAUGGCACCUACUCGGUGAAGAUGCGACCGAACUGCAAUGUGUGUGCCGUCGGCCAUCCUACCUCCCCAGUUUAUCCCGAAGAUUUCUUGAGAAGUAUUCGUGGCGUCGCUUUGCUUCGAAUCUAUCGUUGGUCCGAGAUCUCCGUCGAGAAGAUCCGUGAGCUUAAAGAUCGAAUCACUCGAAGAGAGUGGAUAUCCGAUCUUCCGACCGUUCUUCCCAUUCGCACUAAGCGACUAGACAUCUUCCCGAGAGACAUCCAAAAACAAGUUACCGAGGCAAAGAGGAUGGGUACUCUUCCUGAUCUGAGCGCAAUAAUAGCGGCCCAGCUGGGGCUGACUAGCGGGGAAGGACCCUCGAUGGCGGUUCCUCGUGCUGACGAGGUUUUUCCUUCCGAUGCCAGAAGUGCGGGGAAGGGCAAGAAAAGGAAAAGAGGCGAUGGCUCGGGAGUCGAGAGGAAAAAAGAAGAGAAGGACAAAGAAGAAGUCCCCGGCGAGCAGUUGGAGAAUGCUGACGAGCCGAUCGAGCAAGAGGAGGAGGAUGUUCGAGAAGAAGAACUUCAGCACGAAGAGGGGGCUUCUGAGGCUGAAGCCUCGGAGGGACGGAAUGACGAGGAGGGAGUAAGUGAAGGAGAGGAAUGCGAGACUUCUCUUAAUGCCGCCCGCUCGGGUGAUUCCGAGGAAGAUAGCGAAGGGUCACCACUCCUGAUAAGGAGGGGAAAUGACGAAGACGAUGAUGAGAGGCGGUCUCCUGAUCUGACGUCUUCUCGCGAGAGAACUCCCGUUCCCGUCGGGGGAGGGGCCGUCCAGACCGGUACUUCUUCCCGCGGCGCCGCUAUCCUAAGGAGGGCACCCGGAUUCAGCUUUCCCGACAAGGUCGACUUCCACUACGAGGAACCGGCUCCCUUAGUGUACGUUCCAGAGAAAUGUGGAGAGUUUCUCUGUCAAUUAAGAGGGAGGGCGAAACCUCUUCCUGCUGUGAAAGACCUUAUAUUCGGGGGUGAAUACGAAGAAGCUGCGAGGGCCAAACUGCUGGAUGAUAGCACGAUGAAUGUCGUGAUUGAUAAAUACGACACGGCCCUUAAAGAAACCUUGGACGAGCUCGAGCUGGCCAAGAAAGAGUUUGCUGAGAAGGAAGAGGUUUCUGCUCGUCAACUGAACGAGUCAAGGGCCAAUCUGCAGAAGCUCAACGGGAUGAUGACCCGCACCAUUGCUCGACGCGAUGAGUUUAAAGCCGCGCUAGAAUCAUCUCGAAGAAUCAUCCGCGAGCUUGAACAGAAGAAUGCUGAUCUCGAGAGCGAGAGGGCUUCGCUCGCUGCCACGCACGAGCGAGAGAUGAAACGUCUGAGGGACUCCAGAAUCUUGGAGGUGACGAGAGAAAGGGGGAGAGUUGAGGCGGAAAUGACCGCCAAGGCUAAUCGUUGCUUUGCCAAGAUUCAUUCUCGAGAGGAGCAUCGGGGUCCUUACGACGAGGCUCGGUUACUCUACAGCCAAGCCUUUGGGACUAGGAAGUGCCUCGAGGCCUUGAAAGGAGCCGGGAACGACAUACCGCAAGCCUCUAUUGAUAUGUUCGUCGAGUACGACAGAAAGUACGAACAAGAGGCUGAGAAGCUGAAGGUUGGCGAGAUCCCCGAAAGCGAUUUUAGACUCUCUCCCCUCGCGUUGGAGUCUCAGUUCGUGGAUGCUCGGAUUCUGGUGGGUCUCGACCCGUAUGGUUCCAACGCUGGCUUAAUUGACCCAGAGACUGCGGUGAAUCUGCAUGUCUCGUCUACUCAUCCGGUCAGAGAAAGGCGCGAGGACCCGACGCUUCCUAUUGAAAACCCUUCGACUGUUCUUGAGGAAGGAGUGCCUGGUCGAGGAGCUCGAGUCGAUGGAGAUAACGUUCCUGUCCUCGUGCUUUCGGAUACUUCACUCGAGGGUCACGAUUCGCCGCCUCCAGAAGAGUCUUGUCGGGACGGCGAGGAAAACAUUGGCGAGGUGUCGGAGGAUGCUGCGAUGCAAGUCUCUCCGAUUGCCCGCGAAUCGAGCGUCAGGGCUUCGAAGCUUUCCGCCCUUAAUGAUCGCGAGAGUGAUCGGGAAGCUUAG